AUGGCGACGCCCGGUCCCGGGGGGCUGCUCCUCUGGGCCUCCGCGGGGCUGCUCCUGGCGGGCCCCGGGGGCGGCAGCGACCCCGGCCUGGCCCCCCUGCGCCCAGGUGCGACCGGGCGUCGGGGGCCCGGCUGGGGGGCCCCGGCCCUGGGACCGCUGUCCGCCCUGCUGGCUCUGACCUUUGCCCUCCUCUACAGGUGGCUCCAGGGGCAGUCCAGCACCGAAGUGCUCCCUGAGAAAAAGCCUAAGGAAGGCGAGGCUUCCCAGACAGAGCUGCAGCUGGCAGAGCUGGAGCAGCAGCUGGUGCUUACGGAAAGACUGCUGAGCGGCCUCCUGACCCAGCUCGACCCUCUGUCGGACCGCCUGGACGCCCUGGCCGGAGCCCAGCAGGCGGAGAUGGCCGCGCGGCUCCGAUCGCUUCGUCGGCUGCUGGACGGCAGAGCGGACAGCGUCGCGACCCCCCCCGCCUGGAGCGGCCCUCCCGCGGAGCAGCUGACCGUCGGCGGAGGAACCCGGGCUUGGAGUUCGGAAGAGGAAGGAGCUGAGAUGGCUUGGGCUCCGGAUUCUGGCGGGACGGAGGCGGGGGUGGAAGCUGGAGGUAGAGAAUUGGCUUCGGGACCAAGGCCGGAACCGGGAGACUGGGGAUUGAGGAGGAGGAGGAGGAAGAGGAAGAGGGAGGCCUAAACCCACCCGGCAUCCCGUUCAUUCUUGCUCUCCCAGGAGGAGGCUGGGCAGGGUCUGUUCCUUCAACUCGGAGGAGACUCCCACUUGGAAGAGGAGCCGCAUGGCAGUGCCUCUCCAGCUGGGCGUGACUCCAUCAGGGCAGGAACCGGAUCCGGUCUCUCCUCCGUCUCCCCACGCCUUAGAAGGUGGGCAGAGGGGCUGAAGGGCACCUCGAUUCGUAAACGGAAAAAUAAAGCCCAUUUGAACUAGA
Tachyglossus aculeatus (Australian echidna) is the source of this 934-nucleotide messenger RNA. It is a transcript of the gene CCDC107, whose product is annotated as coiled-coil domain containing 107. Bases 1 to 684 code for a protein of 227 amino acids. NCBI's taxonomy places the organism in Eukaryota, Metazoa, Chordata, Mammalia, Monotremata, Tachyglossidae. The record is from RefSeq and is a predicted model, not a curated record. The transcript is spliced from 6 exons.